AGAAAACACAGCAGUCUCCAUCGAACUCUGGAAGGAACAAGAUGGCGUUCGAGAAGACCUCCUUGUGUCUACUCCUCAUUCCUUGCCUCACGUUGACUCAGAUCAUACGCGAAGAGGCGACACCGGAUCACAACAUCUAUUACGAAAGCGAAGAGAACACCGAAGAACCGCAUUUCGUUCUCAGCCACAGAUCCAAUGAAGAGGUAACUCCAGACAAUCAGAUAUAUUAUGAAGAAGAACAGGCUAACACCGAACCACAUUUUAUUCUCGACCGCAAUAUGGAUGACCGUGCUAAUACACCUAAAGAAGGUUUCAUUAUUCUGCCGAGGCCCUUCGAGGAGACCAAUCCCGACCGAGUCGAGGCCGGCGAGCUGUUCGACAAGGACAUGCUGCUGACGGAGGCGCAGUGGAGGGACCUCGCCUUGAGGAAGGGCCUGGCCUCUCAGAACUACCGUUGGCCAGAAAAGGACGGCUUCCCAUACGUGCCUUACCGUUUCAUUGACAGUGAGGUGGACCAGGAGGCAGUCAUGGCUGGCAUUGCGCAUUGGGAGCAGCGAACUUGCAUCAGGUUCGGCCUGACCACCAACUUCAACCAACCACACCUCAAGUUCCAGAAAGGUUCCGGAUGCUGGUCAUAUGUUGGGUAUAUCUCUGCGUCUACCACUGGCCAAGACAUCUCCAUCGGUUUCGGGUGCACAUCUCUCGGUAUAGUCGCCCACGAAAUCGGCCACGCCAUCGGCUUCUACCACGAACAGUCCCGCCCGGAUCGCGACGACAGCAUCCACAUCAAUGAGGAAAACAUCGUGGACGGAAGAGAAAACAACUUUGCCAAGAUAUCCGACAGUUUUGUGGACAGUCAAGGAAUUCCAUACGAUUACUCAAGUGACAUGCAUUACAGCGGAUUUGACUUCUCGAAGAACGGCCGCCUGACCAUCGCCACGGUGGACCCCCGCAACCAGGAGCUGAUCGGACGUCGCGACGGCCUGUCGCACCGGGACACGCACCUCGCCAACCUCAUGUACGGAUGUAUCGACAAGUGGAAGCAGGCGUGUGGCAUGGACAGCGACCCCUGCCAGAAUGGCGGGUACACGGGUGUAGACUGCUCUUGCGUGUGUCCGCAAGGAACAUCCGGGUCUUCCUGCGAAACACUUGAAGAGGAUUAUUUUGCCUCGCAACGCAGUGACUGCAGUGCGCGCAUCACAAGCCCUGGCACGGUCACCUCGCCCAACUACCCGAGUAACUACCCUUAUGGAGUGGUAUGUGCCAAGUGGGUUGUGGCACCUGAGUGCAAGUUGCCCAGAGUCACCUUCACUGCCUUCAGGCUCUCCGACUGUUGGGACAACCUGGAGAUUCGAACCAGCAACCGCUACGAUGGCGACUUCUACUGCGGGACCAGCAUCGCCCCGGGUACCUCGUUCACCUCCACCACCAACGAGCUCAUCCUGAUGUUUUACACAAGGACCAAUUACGAGACGGGUUGGUCUGCGGACGUCACUUUCAUCGACGACCCCAACUGCAGCCCUGCUACCACUCAAGCACCAACCACUCAGCCACCAACCACACAACCACCAACCACUCAGCCACCAACCACACAACCACCAACCACUCAGCCACCAACCACACAACCACCAACCACUCAGCCACCAACCACACAACCACCAACCACUCAACCAACAACUACAUCUCAACCCCCGCCAAGCUGUUCAUUGCUCUCAGCCAGUGUAGGAGUCACUUGGCUUUCUCCAUAUUUUGGCAAUGACAACUACCCCAACAACUUCAAGUGUGGAAUCAGAGGAAGCACCUCCUCACCCUAUAUGGCCACCUUCAAGAUGAACUCCUUCCAGCUGCAGAAGAAGAAGCGUAGGCAGUGCCUUGACUACGUUGGGAUUCAGAUUCCUUACAAUAGGACCGUGAAGCUCUGCGGCAAAAGGAGAGGGGCCGUCCUUGUCCCGGUCCUGAAUCUAAGGGCCAACUUCGUCACCGAUAACGCUAUAACGGACGCCGGUUUCAACUUCAGCAUCACAUGGGAAAAAACUGGAUGUCACCAAGUCAUCGAACUUUCGGACGACUCCGCGACGGGCGUCAUCCAGAGUCCGAGAUUCCCGAAGAAAUAUCCCAAGAAUUCCGUCUGCGAGUGGUGGAUUGUGGCACCCGAGGGUAAAAGAAUUCAACUGGAAUUCACACAAAUCAGCAUUCGGGACAAGAAGUGCCUUAAUGCUUACAUCGCAGUGGACAGGUCGGGCAAGGCCUCCUACCUGAGGGACGACAGCUCGCUUCUCUGCGCUGCCCACAAGUCGGCGGACGUUCUCUCCGACGGCAACACUGUGAACGUCGCUUUCGCCGGCGGACGGAGGCGGUCUCGGGGCUUCUCCGCUCGCUACACGGUCGUGUGACGCGUGUCGGCUUGGAAGGAGGGACGCGGUGCUGAGGG
Penaeus vannamei (Pacific white shrimp) is the source of this 2431-nucleotide messenger RNA. NCBI's taxonomy places the organism in Eukaryota, Metazoa, Arthropoda, Malacostraca, Decapoda, Penaeidae. The record is from RefSeq and is a predicted model, not a curated record.